UUUCUGCACUUUCAUUUUACCAGCCAAAAGAGGGAGAGAACGAGGCCCUGCUUCUAAAUCUAUUAAUAGACCAGGCUAUGAGGAUGGCCAUGUGUGUGUGUGUAUACGUGCUUGACUUGUGUGUCUUACCGAGAUGGUAGAGGGCACGGGGGUGUGACUCCAGCAAUAUCAAGACGCUCAACGCCUAAGAAGAAGAACUCAGCUGGGGAAGAUUCUGUAUCCUUAUGCCUAAUAACUGACCUGUUAAUCAGAAGUCGAACCCGUCUACAACACGAGCACCAGCCAUGAACAAGAGCAAGACUAGAGAAGAGAAAGGUGAAGCUGAGGAGAAGGUGUCAGAAAGGAGAGCUCCUCUGACACAGGCGGCUCCUGGCGCUCCGGAUGGUGUCUUUCAGUCUCCGGGGAACCUUUUCUCGGCCAUCCUGAGCCGCAACGAGGCCGUCAAAGAUGCCAAGAGGCUGAAGGACUUCGUAGAGCUCAGGGACAAAUACGUCCGCCAGAAGGUCCUGUUUAAAGACCCGCUGUUCCCUGCGGACGACUCGUCUCUUUACUACAGCCAGAAGUUCUCUCUGAAUCUGGUGUGGAAGCGUCCCUCGGAAAUUUGCAAAAAUCCACAAUUCAUUGUUGGCGGAGCAAACAGGACGGAUAUCUGCCAGGGAGACUUGGGUGAUUGCUGGCUCCUGGCUGCUAUCGCCUGUCUGACUCUGAAUGAAACUCUCCGGUACAGAGUCGUUCCACCAGACCAGAGCUUCAGUGAAAACUAUGCAGGCAUUUUCCACUUUCAGAUCUGGCGCUAUGGUGAGUGGGUGGACGUCCUUGUGGAUGAUCGGCUUCCAACCUACAAAAACCGUUUGGUGUUUACUCGGUCGAGGAACCAGAAUGAGUUCUGGAGCGCUCUUCUGGAGAAAGCUUAUGCCAAAUUGCAUGGCUCCUAUGAAGCUCUGAAAGGUGGUAACACAUUGGAAGCCAUGGAAGACUUCACUGGUGGAGUAACAGAAUACUAUGAGAUUACAGACGCGCCCAAAGAAAUAUACAACAUUAUGAAAAAGGCCUUGGAAAGGGGUUCACUUAUGGGUUGCUCCAUAGAUGCUUUGGUGCCAUCUGCUAGUGAGACCAAAACUUCUACAGGUCUAGUACGAGGCCAUGCUUACUCAGUCACAGGUGUUGAGCAGGGUCAACAGCAGGACUGCAGGGACACUCGGAUCCGUCUGGUGCGAAUCCGUGACCCAUGGGGAGUUGCUCCGCCACCAUCUUGCAAAUGUAAUGACUGGGAACAGCUUGCGUCUUCUCAGCAAGACAAGCAGAAACUUGAACCUGUUGGGCCAGGGGAGUUUUGGAUGUAUUUUGAGGAGUUUCAAAAAAACUUCACCAAGCUUGAGAUCUGCAAUCUGAGCCCUGAUGCCCUGCAGGAUGACGAACUGCUCAAAUGGACCGUAUCGGUGAACGAGGGCCGCUGGGUGAGAGGCUGCUCUGCUGGCGGCUGCAGGAAUUACCCGGACACCUUCUGGACAAACCCUCAGUAUCGACUGCGUCUUACCGAGGAAGAUGACGAUGAGCCGGACCACGGGGAAAAGGGCUGCACUGUGGUGGUGGCGCUCAUGCAGAAGGGCAGAAGGAGGGAGAGCUACGCAGGAGCCACGCUGCACGCUAUUGGCUUCGCCAUCUACGAGGUUCCAAAGGAGAUGCACGGUAACAAGCAGCACCUUCCUAAAGACUUCUUCCUUUACAAUGCUUCGAAGGCCCGCUGUAAAUCCUACAUCAACCUGCGCGAGGUGACGGAGCGUUUCUGUCUGAGGCCUGGGGAGUACGUCAUCGUCCCGUCCACCUUCGAACCUCACAAAGAGUCCGACUUCCUCCUCAGGGUUUUCUCUGAGAAGAAGAGCACAUCAGAGUUGAUGGGCGCGGUGAUCGAGGCUGAGCCGUAUGUGUUGGAAAGUGAAAAGAAGAAAAUUACGCUCUUUGAGGAAGAAGAGAGCGAGGAGGAGAAACAGUUCAGAGCCAUUUUUGAGCAGAUUGCUGGAGAUGAUAUGCAGAUCAACGCCAAAGAGCUGGGGAUCGUCCUCAACAAAGCAUUGAGCAAAUACAAAGAGCUGAAAGCACAAGGCUUCAGUCUGGAUAGCUGCAGAAGCAUGAUAGCACUCCUGGAUACUGAUGGGACAGGGAGAUUAAACCUGCAGGAGUUCAAACACUUGUGGACGAAAAUCAACCAGUGGAAGACAAUCUUCACCCGCUAUGACACGGACAAAUCUGGUACCAUCAGCAGCUUUGAGAUGAGAAAUGCUGUUGCUGAUGCAGGUUUUCAGCUCAACCCCCAGCUUCAUGACAUCAUUGCGAUGCGAUACUCCAACGAGCACUUGUAUUUGGAUUUCGACAGCUACAUCUGCUGUUUAGUGCGACUCGAGGGAAUGUUCCGAGCUUUCAAAGCCUUCGACAAGGAUGGAGACGGUCUCAUCAAGCUCAAUGUCCUAGAGUGGCUUCAACUGACCAUGUACGCAUAGAGAUCAGAACAAUCUUAAAACACUCCCAACACUACCAAGACAGUGGAAUAAACACUAAUGAUGUGAAUACGGCUUUUCCCUGACAGUAAAUCCAGGAAAAACUACACUGAAUACAGACAUUAUUAUUAUUAUUAAUUUUUUUUGCCAACAUGAUUUUGAUGUAUUUACUCCUGUUUACUCCUGUGAAACUUUCUAAACAUUUUGUGGUGCUUCAAUUUAUUACACACUCUAUGCAGGUAUGUUUUUUUUUUUCUCCUUUUUUUUUUUUUUUCAUUUAUUCGAUACCUAAGGGAAAUAUUGAAAAUGCAAUUCAGAUUUUUUUAUUAAUGAAAAUUUGACUGUUUGUUAAAUUUAUUUUGAACAAGACAAGAAUACCAACAGCAUAUACAGGAAAUAAAGUAAAAAAAAAAAAAAAAAUACAGAAAAUAACUAAACAUAUUUCCAUAACCAUACAUACAGUAUUGUAUUUCCAAAAAUAAGUAGGAAGAUGUUUACAUUCUAUAAUCAACUAUCUUACAAAUAAAGAGCUAAUAAAAAAUACAACACUUAUGAGGGUGAGUCAAAAAUUAUCUGCACUCAGGUUAUAUUAAAACUUCUGCUGGUCUUAUCAGCGCUUUUCGUUUAAGGCCACCGUCUCCCCGGUCACCGCUGUGCAGGUGUGAACGUGUUACAUCAGUUCAUUUGUAACUGCGGUGCGAGCCAAAACGGAUGCCCCAGUUGUUAUUUGGCUGUAUCUGGUACUAAAACAAGUCAAAUAAAGCACUUAAACAAAAGUGUUUGAAUAUCUGCAAACAAAAUGUCUAAAUAAAGUGAAAG
Clarias gariepinus (North African catfish) is the source of this 3314-nucleotide messenger RNA. RefSeq names its product calpain 3b (gene capn3b). Gene Ontology annotation, molecular function: calcium-dependent cysteine-type endopeptidase activity; calcium ion binding. Gene Ontology annotation, cellular component: cytoplasm. The transcript has 21 exons. The coding region runs from base 285 to 2498 and encodes 737 amino acids. The record is from RefSeq and is a predicted model, not a curated record. Gene Ontology annotation, biological process: proteolysis; negative regulation of apoptotic process. NCBI's taxonomy places the organism in Eukaryota, Metazoa, Chordata, Actinopteri, Siluriformes, Clariidae.